This is a messenger RNA of Moesziomyces antarcticus, 2241 nucleotides long. Its product is annotated as bifunctional enzyme with catalase and broad-spectrum peroxidase activity. Bases 1 to 2241 code for a protein of 746 amino acids. NCBI's taxonomy places the organism in Eukaryota, Fungi, Basidiomycota, Ustilaginomycetes, Ustilaginales, Ustilaginaceae. Gene Ontology annotation, cellular component: cytosol. Gene Ontology annotation, molecular function: catalase activity; heme binding. Gene Ontology annotation, biological process: hydrogen peroxide catabolic process; cellular response to hydrogen peroxide. The record is from RefSeq and is a predicted model, not a curated record. The transcript has a single exon.
AUGGGAGAGUGCCCCGUUGCUCACAACAUCGACCCCAAGCGCGUCCCCGCCGCCGGUGGCGGUACCAAGAACAGCGACUGGUGGCCCAACGCCCUCCGUCUCAACAUCCUCCGUCAGCACCAGGCAAAUUCGGAUCCCUUCAAGGCCGACUUUGACUAUGCUGCCGCCUUCCAGAGCAUCGACUACGAUGCGCUCAAGAAGGACCUCACCGCCCUCAUGACCGACUCGCAGGACUUCUGGCCCGCCGACUUCGGUCACUACGGUGGUUUCUUCAUCCGUCUCGCAUGGCACGCCGCCGGUACCUACCGUGUCCAGGACGGCCGCGGUGGUGGAGGAGAGGGCCAGCAGCGUUUCGCUCCCCUCAACUCGUGGCCAGACAACGGCAACCUCGACAAGGGCCGUCGUCUCCUCUGGCCCAUCAAGCAGAAGUACGGUAACAAGAUCUCCUGGGCCGACCUCUUCCUCCUCAGCGGUAACGUCGCCCUCGAGUCGAUGGGCUUCAAGACCUUCGGUUUCGCCGGCGGUCGCCCCGACACCUGGGAGGCCGACGAGUCCACUUACUGGGGUGGCGAGACCACCUGGCUCGGCAAUGACGUGCGCUACGAAGAGGGCAACAAGGGCGGCAACCCCAAGGAUCUCAAGAACCGCAACCUCGAAGGCCAGCUCGCCGCUUCCCACAUGGGUCUCAUCUACGUCAAUCCCGAGGGCCCUAACGGCGAGCCAGACCCGGUCGCCGCCGCCAACGACAUCCGCACCACCUUCGGCCGCAUGGCCAUGAACGACGAGGAGACCGUCGCCCUCAUCGCCGGUGGCCACACCUUCGGCAAGACCCACGGUGCCGGCAACCCCGACCUCGUCGGCCCCGAGCCCAACGGCGCUGACAUCGAGAACCAGGGUCUCGGCUGGAUCAGCAAGCACGGCUCCGGCAAGGCCGGCGAUGCCAUCACCUCCGGUCUCGAGGUCAUCUGGACCAGCAAGCCCACCCAGUGGUCCAACCUCUACCUCGAGUACCUCUACAAGUUCGAGUGGGAGCUUGAGAAGUCGCCCGCUGGCGCCAACCAGUGGGUCGCCAAGAACUCCGACGCCAUCAUCCCCGACCCCUUCGACCCGUCCAAGAAGCGUCGCCCCACCAUGCUCACCACCGAUCUGUCGCUGCGCUACGACCCCGCCUACGACAAGAUCUCGCGCCGCUUCCUCGAGAACCCCGACCAGUUUGCCGACGCCUUUGCCCGCGCGUGGUUCAAGCUGCUCCACCGUGACAUGGGCCCCCGCGCCCGCUGGCUCGGUCCCGAGGUCCCCAAGGAGACGCUCAUCUGGGAGGACCCCGUGCCCCCUGUCAACCACCCUCUCGUCGACGAUCGCGAUCUCUCGGGCCUGAAGCAGGCCAUCCUCGGCACCGGUGUCGACCCAUCCAAGUUCCUCCUCACCGCCUGGUCGUCUGCCUCGAGCUACCGUGACUCGGACAAGCGUGGUGGUGCCAACGGCGCCCGUAUCCGUCUGGCGCCCAUGAAGGACUGGAAGGUCAACAACCCCGCCGUCCUCAACGAGGUGCUCCGCGCCCUCGAGGGUGUCCAGCAGCAGUUCAACUCGGCCAACCAGGGUGGCAAGCAGAUUUCGAUCGCCGACCUCAUUGUGCUCGCCGGCAACGCCGCGCUUGAGAAGGCGUCGGGUCUUCCCGUCCCCUUCACCCCUGGUCGUACCGACGCCUCGCAGGAGGAGACCGAGGAGGACACCUUCAAGUGGCUCGAGCCUACCGCCGAUGGCUUCCGCAACUACGGCGGCUCGACCGAGCGCGUGCGUUCGGAGCAGUACCUGGUCGACCGCGCCAACCUGCUCACGCUUUCGCCUCCCGAGCUCACCGUGCUCAUUGGUGGUCUGCGUGUGCUCGGCCUCAACUACGACGGCUCGUCGCACGGUGUCUUCACGCACCGCCGUGGCCAGCUGACCAACGACUUCUUUGUCAACCUGCUCGACAUGAGCACCGAGUGGAAGGCUGCCGACGGUGGCAAGGGCGAGGUCUUUGACGGUCUCGACCGCAAGUCGGGCCAGAAGAAGUGGAGCGCCACGCGCGCCGACCUCAUCUUUGGCUCGCAGGCCGAGCUGCGUGCGCUCGCCGAGAACUACGCCCAGGCCGACAACGCCGACAAGUUCAGCAAGGACUUUGUCCAGGCUUGGAACAAGGUCAUGAACCUCGACCGCUACGACGUCAAGAAGAGCAACAUUGCCCGCGCCAAGUUCUGA